AGCCCGGCGGAGGGGGAGAGUGUUUGCAAUUAGCUGGACAUGAGGGCGCUGACCCUGUGCCUCCUGUGGCUGGCUUCAGCCCGGGCUCCAGUUUGCUCGGGCUUGAGCUGUUACCACUGCGAGAGCCACGGGCCGUGCUCGGUGGAGGAGUGCCUCCCGGGGCAGGAGCUGUGCCGGACCACCGUGUACCGCAACCGCUGGAAAGAAGGCCAGGACCUGGAAGUGGUGGUGAGAGGCUGUGUUGAGAUGGGGAAAGAGAACAGCUCCAUGUCCUACCGAACGAGCCAGGAGAUUAUCAUGCUGAAGGAGACCGUGUGUGACUCUGACCUCUGCAACGAAAUGGAAGUCCAACCCAGCCCUACUUUCCCUGGGAUUCGGACCUUAGAGUGCGAGUCCUGUGCCUCCUCUGACCAAAGCUGUGAACGAGGCCGGCCCCGGCCCCUUCGCUGCCCAGACCCCACCGACCAGUGCUUGGAGAGGAUCAUCCAAAUCAGCUCUGAAGCAGCAGGUCCCUCGGACGAGCGUUAUGUGCGUGGCUGUGGGACUUUUCCUGACUGCCUCGGCACUGUCGGCUUCCACAACAACGAGACGUUUCUGUUCCUGAGAUGCUGCAACUACAGCCAGUGCAUCAGUGGCCCAAUGAUGAAACUCUCAGACCACCCCCUGAAUGACCUUCAGUGUCACAGCUGUGAGGGGAACGGGACCCACGGCUGCUCCCCGGAGGAGACAACCCUCACUGCCUGCCGGGGACCCAUGAAUAGGUGCUUUGAAGCCACUGGCACCCACAAACACUGGGGUCCCGGCUACACCGUCCGCGGCUGCGUGGCGCCCGCCUGGUGCCAGGCCCCCCAUCUGGCCGCCACCUUCUUCGACCUGGUGCAGCCCCAGACCUUCUGCUGCUUCAGCAAUGAGUGCAACGCCGCUACCGGAGACGCCAACCCCCGGAGGGGCGGGGCCGGGCCCCGCCUCCAGCCCCUCCCCCUCGCCCUCGGCCUGCCUCUCCUGCUGCUGACUCGGACUUGA
Messenger RNA from Antechinus flavipes (yellow-footed antechinus), 1023 nucleotides. It is a transcript of the gene PLAUR, whose product is annotated as plasminogen activator, urokinase receptor. Gene Ontology annotation, cellular component: plasma membrane. The transcript is spliced from 7 exons. The record is from RefSeq and is a predicted model, not a curated record. Lineage: Eukaryota; Metazoa; Chordata; Mammalia; Dasyuromorphia; Dasyuridae. Bases 40 to 1023 code for a protein of 327 amino acids.